Molecule: messenger RNA, 1202 nt
Organism: Trichoplusia ni (cabbage looper)
Lineage: Eukaryota; Metazoa; Arthropoda; Insecta; Lepidoptera; Noctuidae
Gene: stops
Exons: 3
Coding region: 165-1190 (341 amino acids)
Biological process (GO): intracellular signal transduction
Source: RefSeq, a predicted model, not a curated record
CCCAAUCAGUGUAAUUUACAAAUGAGGUGUUUUUACAUUACCAAAAUUAUAUAUUGAAUCUGUUGUAAAUUAAGAAAAAGUUUAAAGUCAAAAUGAUGUUUAUAGAGUAAAAUUAUUUAGUAUUUGUAUUAUAUUUUCGACUUGUUCCAAAAAUAUUUAUUAAUAUGGAUACGUUCAUGGAGUGUUAUUUUGAAGAGGUAUUCAGUAACAUGGGACGCGACUGUUUGAACGAGAGAAUGAAAAGGCGGGAAUUGGUCGAAUACUUCAGUACUGUCAUAGCCGGGUGUGCCAGAGGUCAAAACCAUUCAGACAACACAUCAUGCAAGAACUUUGUGAUAUCUGCGUUGAGGUACCACAACAAAUGCAAGACCAGCAAUGGGGAUGUGUGCCUCAUGGGAAAGUACCACAACCUCCUAUACAUCGCUAUGAAGUUAGCAUUUGAUUGGAGUCUACAAGACAAUGGAGUUGUGGCAGCCUUACUGGACGAACUAUACGCUUGUGAGGGAACUUUUGAGAGGAUAUUUUUAGGAGCAAUAUUCGGUACAUCGGCACCGUAUUUCUUAGCUGGUUGGAAAUCAGACUUCAUGGAUAAAGAAGAAAACGUUCACGCAUUGGUUUUCUUUCUAGACCAUGCGACCAAUGCCAAUCUUGAGUAUAAAGAAAAUGGUAGAACAUUCCGUUUUAUAGACGUGCCGUUAGAAAGCUGUGGACAUGCAUCCCCGGUCAGGGUUGUCAUACAAAUGGGAGCAGCUGAAAUGCUGAUGAUACUACUCAGAUUUGGAGCAAGAAUAACAUCGGAUAGGGUUUCCACAAACCCGAUCGAAUCAAUUUUGGAUAGACUGAAUGAGUACAAUAGAAAAUAUCCUUACGAAUUAGUAACUUGUCUCAAAUUGGCUAUGAGAGCAGUUCCAAGCAUAUGUUUGACUGUUGAUAAAAGUGUAUUAAAGCAUUUGGAAUUGCCAGACGAUUACAAUUAUCAAAGGAGACUGAUGUUGGAGAAGUACGGAGAUAUUUUAGAAGAUCAUUUGGUCCCAAGUUCGAGAUGUGGAUUGAAACCAGUCGAGUUAAAACAUUUAUCUAGAUGUGCUGUGCGACAAAUACUUUGGGAGAAUUUUGAGUUACCAUUGGGUAUACAGAAAUUGCCAGUUCCGUCGUCUUUGAAGCGCUAUUUAGAUUUGUGUGAAGAUUAAAUAUAAAUUUUA